Molecule: messenger RNA, 2336 nt
Organism: Monopterus albus (swamp eel)
Lineage: Eukaryota; Metazoa; Chordata; Actinopteri; Synbranchiformes; Synbranchidae
Gene: ptenb
Product: phosphatase and tensin homolog B
Exons: 10
Coding region: 732-1979 (415 amino acids)
Biological process (GO): cell motility; phosphatidylinositol dephosphorylation; regulation of phosphatidylinositol 3-kinase/protein kinase B signal transduction
Cellular component (GO): cell projection; plasma membrane; nucleus
Molecular function (GO): phosphatidylinositol-3,4,5-trisphosphate 3-phosphatase activity; inositol-1,3,4,5-tetrakisphosphate 3-phosphatase activity; phosphatidylinositol-3,4-bisphosphate 3-phosphatase activity
Source: RefSeq, a predicted model, not a curated record
ACAAGCAACUCCUGAAAAAUUACUUCUGAUUUUCAGCACGGAUAGACCUUAGGAGUGAAAACAACACGGAGACAAACAAAACCGGAAUGCUGUUUUGAACCAGACUAUUAUUUUGAAGGCACAGAGCGGAAGUGUCGUGACUACUCUGUCUCGGUGUAUCUGCGGUGUGUGGGUCUCGUCUCUUUCUCGGAGGUUUUCUCUCCGUGUGUCUGCAUCCAAUCACGGCAUCUCUGCUGCACACCAGGAUCAGGAGCUCUCCGACCAGGUCCAUCCGACGUCUGGAAGUCUGGCUACGAGCACCGACCAUCACGUCGCGGAUGGUUCUGUCUCCAGGCGGGGUACCUGGAAACCCGGGCCCGCAGUGGGAGCAGAGAGGAGGCCCCGACGCCCCCUUGUUCUGACCCAGAGAACGGCACCGAGGCUCGGUCAGGCUGUGAACUAGCAGGCCAGCUAACCUGUGCCGGAGCUCACAGGGUGGCACUGUAGGAGGAUGGUUAACGAGAUUGUUUUUAUCCGUUAGAGCCCUUCUUCUUUUUUAUGCAUCGGGGACGAUUUUGCACUAAAGGUCUAGAUAUUGGGGAGCUGGUGGCAAGCUAGCUCUGGGCUAGCUGUCCCGGUUAGCUUCUUUCCCGGCCAACAGACAGCGGAGGUUCCGCAACGGGGACGGGGGGAACACGGGCUGUUGCCCCGCUCUUUCUCCUAAUCUCACACCGCUCCCGGAGACGCCGAUAAUGGCUGCUUUAAUCAAGGAAAUCGUCAGCAGAAAUAAAAGGCGAUAUCAGGAGGACGGCUUCGACCUGGACCUGACCUAUAUUUAUCCCAACAUCAUCGCCAUGGGUUUCCCUGCGGAGCGACUGGAGGGAGUGUAUAGGAACAAUAUUGACGAAGUUGUCCGGUUUUUAGACUCAAAGCACAAGAGUCACUAUAAGAUCUACAACCUAUGUGCAGAGCGACAUUAUGACGCAUCAAAGUUCAACUGUCAAGUUGCUCAGUAUCCCUUUGAGGACCACAACCCACCCCAGCUGGAGCUGAUAAAGCCAUUCUGUGAGGACCUGGACCAAUGGCUGAGUGAGGAUGAGCAGCAUGUCGCAGCCAUCCACUGCAAGGCUGGAAAAGGUCGAACCGGUGUCAUGAUCUGUGCCUACCUGCUGCACCGAGGCAAGUUUCAGGAAGCUCAGGAGGCCUUGGACUUCUACGGAGAGGUCCGCACUCGCGAUAAGAAGGGUGUGACCAUUCCCAGUCAGCGGCGCUACGUUAUCUACUACAGCUUCCUGUUGAGGAACCAGCUGCAGUACAAACCUAUCGCUCUGCUCUUCCACAAGAUGCUGUUUGAAACGGUCCCCAUGUUCACUGGAGGCACCUGCAACCCUCAGUUUGUCGUUUACCAGCUGAAGGUGAAGAUCCACACCUCUAACCCCACCCACACCCGGAGAGAAGACAAACUAAUGAUCUUUGAGCUCCCGCAGCCACUUCCUGUCUGUGGAGACAUCAAGGUGGAAUUCUUCCACAAGCAGAACAAGAUGAUGAAGAAGGAAAAGAUGUUCCACUUCUGGGUCAACACGUUCUUCAUCCCAGGUCCGGAGGAGAACCCAGACAAACUGGAGAAUGGCAGUGCUGGGACGUUGCGGGAGCUGGCCGACAGAACACACCAGAACCCGGGAACGAUGACUGCAAUGAUGGUGGGAGCAGAAACCAACGACAGAGACUACCUGGUUCUCACUCUGACCAAGAACGACCUGGACAAGGCCAACAAAGACAAGGCCAACAGGAACUUCUCCCCGAACUUCAAGGUGAAAUUGUUUUUUACCAAGACGGUAGAGGAGGGAGCUAACUGUGAUGCAAGCAGCACGUCAGCCUCGGUGACACCAGAUGUCAGCGACAACGAGCCGGAUCACUACCGCUACUCCGACACAACGGACUCGGACCCAGAGAACGAGCCGUUUGAAGAGGACCACCACAAUCAGAUCACAAAAGUCUGACACGCACACACUCUCACACAUCGAUAUAUAAUAUACAGUAUGUAUGUAUGUAUGUAUGUAUACACACUCAUCAAGCCCCAGACUAAGACUAGCAUGUGGUUAGCUUACGGGGAAUAUUACCAACGGACCAGAACUGAUCUGUGGGACUCUGGAUUCAAAGAGCUUAGAUCAGAUGAUAAGCCCCCAACCCCCUCCAGUCCUCUGCUUGGUGCACACCUGGACAAUCAUGUGACACAGCGAUCGAAGGUGAGGAGGGCUGGGACAUGUGUGUGGUUGGCGGGGGGGGUGUCAGGCUGGGAAAACGGACAGCGAAUGGAGAAUAAGACAGAUGAAUGGACAGACAGGGGAGUUUAAAAA